UUUUGUUAUCCGAAUACAAAUAUAAAUUGGAUAUUUUUCAGAUAUUAAUCAAAUUUGAGCAAAAUUUCAUGAUAAAACUUGCAAUAAAGACAUCAUCAUAAGAGAAAGAUUUAUUAAAAAAAUAUAAUUUUAACAAGUAUUUAUCAAUAAUAAAAUCUAAUAAUGCUAUAAAGAUUAAGGUUGCUCGUCACCGAAGUAGAUAGAAUUUAUGGUGCCUCCAAGACAUCUCACGACUGUUGUUGGUUGCAAUCGUCGAAUAAAAAUUAGAAACUGGACGAAAUGAGUGGCAGAGUCAUGAAUGCAAAGAAUGUUUCAAGUGAUGACAGAGUGAAAGGGGGGAAUUCGGGACUGGAUCAGAGUGGGUUUGAUCUAAUAGAGCCGGGCAUGCUUGGGGACAAUAAGGUGGCUAGGUGGUUGCAGUAAGGAUUGUUGUAGUGCAUGAACAUGGUAGGGAUGAUUCAUUGAGGUCGAUGUCAAUGCUAAGGUUGGUGGUGCUGCACCUUUCUCUUUUCUGAAAAAAUAAAAGGAGAAGUGCAUGGGAUGUGGGGUUUAGCCGCCCGGGACAUCUUAUCAAAACGAAAUGCAAUAUGGCCUUAGAAAACCAUGCACUUGAUUGACACAUCUUUGAUGAAACCUUAUCCAGUCCUAAACUUAUAAUUAGCAAAAAAGUGUAAUAUAUCUUCUUGGCCCACAAUGGAUUCAAUAUUUCACUUAUUUAUGGUGAAAAAAUAUGUCACUUAUAGUAUGCCAAUGUUCUCGGAUGGUUUACAUUAAAGAAAUAUUUUUUGUGGAUCAAAGGAGGUUCGAGGAGUGCCGGCGGCAACCAUCCUCUUCUUCGAGACAUCUGGAUAAUGACGAGGAAUGGAAGGACCUUUCAGACUAAGCAUGUAUUCCGUGAAGCCAAUGAGGCUGUAGAUUGGAUAGUUGCCUAUAUGGCCAGUUAUGCGGAUAGUACCUUAUGGGCUGGGAAUGGAGAGCUGCUCCAAGCACUUCGAGAUAUUUUGUUUUCUAAUUUUGUUGGGCACAUUCGUAAUCAUCAGAUAUGAGUCCACUGUUCUAGAAAAAAAAAAAUUAUGAGAUUUAAAAAACACAGGUUUAAAAGAAUGUAGACUUAUUUCGCCGGCUCACAUUACAAUAAAAUAAAUCAUACUUCCUCCAAAAUUACAUUACAUUUCAAGGAUUUGCAAUUAUGAUAUCUUGCCGUCGGUAGUCAUAUGAUGCAGUGCACACUUUAUGACAUAAUGCAUGCAAGCUUUGAUGAAAAGAUGCAAAUUUGGAUGGGGCUAUCUAACGGAACAGGGACGCAUCAUACCACCGCUUCUCCGAGAAGUAAGUAACACCCCAUCUCUCCCUUUCGUUCUCUCUUCUUCCCUUCGCCGCACGCUUCCCAGGCUCCAUAUCCGGAGGCUCUCAUCGAAGGGUUUUCAGCACCACCGCCUUCGAAGCUUCCUCUGAAUCGCCGUCUCUCCAAGCCACUUCCUCUCCCCAUCCUCUCUCUCCCCCUCCCCUCUUCUCUCCUCCCAGCCAGCGACGGCUUCUUCCCACGGACGAACGGGGUCUCUCCCAGGGACGACCCGCGACGGCGAGGGCGUCCUCCCUAGGAUUUCAAGAUCCACCUCACAGUGAAAGGAGGAGAGGAUCUUGAUGCGCUGGUCUCAGCCACGGUACCUUGAACCAUGGGAGGGAGCUCCUUGAUACCGAUUGACCCGAGUCCGACCCGUUACCAACCGUAGGCGCACGCUAGAAUCUGUCAAGAAGCGCGGGAAAAGAUGUUUCUCCGCUAGGGCUACGAAGAGGCCUCCUUUCCCAGAGAAAGGUGGAACGACGGACAGAUCAUGGAUCCCAACGACGGCGAUGAUGAUGAGGAGGAGUUCGGGCUCUCUCGAAACUAUUUCCUCGCCAAAGAGACCGGCUCCGGCUCCGGGAGGAAGUCCGCCCGCAAGCUCUCCGACAUUGCUCUUGUCGACGAACAGGUUUUGAGAGCAGCAGUGCCUGAAAUUGUACCGAAACAUGAGAAAGAGAUAGCAUCUUUGGUAAAAAGUUACAAAGACUUGUAUUCUAAGUGGCUAUUUGAGCUGAGGUGCGGCUUUGGCCUCUUAAUGUAUGGUUUUGGUUCUAAGAAGAUUUUGCUUGAAGAUUUUGCUUCAUCAGCAUUAACAGAUUUUGGAGUAGUUGUAAUCAAUGGCUAUCUUCCAUCGGUCAACAUAAAACAAGUUGUGAUUACUGUAGCUGAAGUUCUAUGGGACCAAUUAAAAGCCAAAUGUAAAGGUUUUACAGGGAGCAAGCCCAAAAUUCAACAUCCUUCUAUUUCCCAGUCCACAGAAGAUCUUCUGUCAUUUCUUGGUGGGCAACUUCCAAAUGAGAAUGACUGCUUUGUUUGCGUUGUCAUUCACAAUAUCGAUGGACCUGCUUUGCGAGACUCUGAAUCACAACAAUAUCUUGCUCGAAUUGCAUGCUGUUCCCAUGUCCGUAUGAUUGCAUCUAUUGACCAUGUCAAUGCGGCUUUAUUGUGGGACAAGAAGAUGGUCCACACACAGUUCAACUGGUGCUGGUAUCAUGUCCCAACCUUUGCACCUUACAAGGCAGAAGGUGUCUUUCUUCCUUUGAUUCUUGCUAGUGGAGGCAAUGCCCAGACAACAAAAACGGCAUUAGUCAUCCUGCAGAGUUUGACACCAAAUGCCCAAAGUGUGUUCAAAAUUCUUGCAGAGUAUCAGUUGGCCAAUGAAAAAGAGGAAGGUAUGCCUGUUAACACUCUAUAUACCAAGUGUCGCGAGCGUUUUCUUGUCAGCAGCCAAGUUACAUUGAAUUCCCAUCUCACUGAGUUCAAAGAUCAUGAACUAGUGAAAACAAGAAGGCAUUCUGAUGGCCAAGAUUGUCUCUAUAUUCCUCUUGCCUCUGAAGCACUCGAGAAGCUGUUGCAGGAAUUGGUUUGAGCAAUUGCCUUUGUGCCGACAGCAUGCAGUUUAUUUUGGUUUCUCUUAGAAUUAAUUGGUGUUGCAUUGGUUUAUUUAUUUGAUUUAUGAUCUUGUGGUGGCCUAAUAUAUUGAUCCGUGGGGUCUGUGAAAUCGAGUCACCAUUUAAGUUUCUUCAUUUAACUCUAAUUUACUGUACAAUGUCAUGGACAUGUUCAAUGUAGAUCUGAAGUUUAGUCAGAUCUAUUUUUAUCAGCAUUAUGCUGCAUGUAUUUGAUCAAUGGGAAAUGUGUGACUUUGAGCUGGUAUAAACUACCAAGUGGAAUUCGAUAUU
Messenger RNA from Phoenix dactylifera (date palm), 3246 nucleotides. The record is from RefSeq and is a predicted model, not a curated record. Lineage: Eukaryota; Viridiplantae; Streptophyta; Magnoliopsida; Arecales; Arecaceae.